AUGGCUGAGAUACUUAGAUGCCUAUGGGAUAGAGCUCAAGGCAAGUAUCGUCUGCGGAUAAUAUGCAAUAAGAUUUUCAAUGAUUAUGCUGAUAGAGAAAAAAGACGUUUGCUAUUGAACAAUCUUCAUGUUGCAAGCCUACGGGUGUACAAUUCCGUGAACAAGCAAUUCCUCAGUCCUCAUAUGGAACCUCCUUCUAUCAUAGUUAUGGAUAAUAAAAUAAAGGAAUACCGCUUAAAGAAAAUUGAAGAAAUAACCCGAGAACAGUUCUAUCAAUUAAUCAUGGAAUGGAUCAAAAAAGACUUGCAUCUUAUUCUAGCAAGCAAAGUUACGAUUGCUUCUCUGGCAACCCCUGCACUGGCAAUCACCACAAAAAAUAUUGGGAGGCAAGGGUCUUGGAUUAAAAGUAUUAUCGAGAAAAUCCCGACUCCUUUCUUGUUCUCCAUUUACUUUGUUGGCCUAGUUCUGCUGCAGGAUGUCAGGGUAGACUAG
Molecule: messenger RNA, 492 nt
Organism: Elaeis guineensis (African oil palm)
Lineage: Eukaryota; Viridiplantae; Streptophyta; Magnoliopsida; Arecales; Arecaceae
Source: RefSeq, a predicted model, not a curated record